Messenger RNA from Dibothriocephalus latus, 606 nucleotides. The record is from the annotation of a GenBank genome assembly. Lineage: Eukaryota; Metazoa; Platyhelminthes; Cestoda; Diphyllobothriidea; Diphyllobothriidae.
AUGUUUGAAUCAUCCAGCAGGCCACGACGAAACUACCGAGGUCGGAAAGAUGACUCAGACGACGAGAAGAAUGGUGAUACGGACAACGCAACGGCAAAAAUUCCGGUACAGACUGCACGGCCACAGCCACCGAAAAUGUCUACUCUCAGUUUUGGAGACGAUUUAGAGACCGGCGAAGAGUUCAAGAUCAAAAAGUCAGCAUAUAAUCGGCGCAUUGUAAAACAGCUAAAGGAGGGUAAACAGCCCUUGCGGUUUGCCGACGAAAUCAGCGAAAAGCAUCCGGCAGAGAAGACAGUCAAACAAGAGGCAACUGAGAAAGUGGCGUCCUCGCCCAGUCUUUUCAUACCAGCAGUGAAUGCGGCAGACGAUGGUGUGGACGAUUCUGACAUUCCCACCGUGAAGCCUCUAAAUAGAACUUCUUCUGAACAAUUCUCCUCCAUUCUGAAGCGUACGUUUUUUGCUGUGUUCUUUUACAAAUUCUGGAUUUAUUGGUAUUAUAUCCCUUCCGUUUUCAUCGAUGGUCCUCUAUUUAAAGUCAGACGAUCGUCUAGUCACCAACCGCCAAAAAUCAGACGUUAUGCUGUCACGGUUAUUGGCCUAAAUUGA